AUGGAAUUGUACCGCAACCCUGAAUUUUGGGGAGCAUCAGACAAAUUCAUUCCGGAAAGAUUCGCGAAUGGAGUUUCAGGAGCAUGCAAAUCUCCGCAAGCUUUUACACCUUUCAGACUGGGAGUUAGAGUGUGUCCUGGUAAGAUGGUGCGUUGCGCGGUCAGAAUAUUGCAUGGGUUGACUGAUAUGGAGACUGUUGAAGCAAAGGCUAUUAAGCUUGGUUUAGAUAAAUUAAGCACCGCCCCUCCAAAUUAUUAUAUACUGCCCCUAUUUAUGAGCUGGCUUCACAAAGACAUGGACGACAUGGUUCCAUGUGUCUAUAUAAAUCAGCUAGCACCGAGAGAUUCAGCAGAAGCAUCAAACAAUAUCUGA
Messenger RNA from Mercurialis annua (annual mercury), 372 nucleotides. Its product is annotated as cytochrome P450 714C2-like. Lineage: Eukaryota; Viridiplantae; Streptophyta; Magnoliopsida; Malpighiales; Euphorbiaceae. The coding region runs from base 1 to 372 and encodes 123 amino acids. The record is from RefSeq and is a predicted model, not a curated record. Gene Ontology annotation, molecular function: oxidoreductase activity, acting on paired donors, with incorporation or reduction of molecular oxygen; iron ion binding; monooxygenase activity. The transcript has 3 exons.